CACAUUUAUUUCGUUCCCAUCAAAACCCUCGAACCACCAUCUCAACGCCCCCAAAAUGACGUCCUUCCUGCACGUCCGCCGUCCCACGACCUACUCCAAGCUCGAGCAGUCCAUCCCGAAACCCCCCGAAGCAUGUCCCGCCUUCGGUGGACUACCCCAGUGGGAAAAACUUCCGCUAGAUCGGAGACUCCCCGCCAAUGCAUGCCCCGUCCAUCCGCCCGCUUUCCGGCGGGGAAAACUCAGCGAGCACCUGUGGGAUAAACCGCACGAUCUGCGCGAGUUUGACCUGAGUGACCCGUUGGGACACGAUGUGUCGUACGGGUACAUGGCGCUGCACGAUAAACAUCUGCGGGGGCACUUCGAGGUGGAUGCGUUUAAGGAUGAAAUUGUCGAGAAGGAGCUCGUUGACGAUAGGGACGAUGUGGUUUGCUCUUUGUUGGAGUUCAACCGGUUUAGGUUUUACCUGUGGAAGCUGCAUAGAAAUAGGAUCAAGAAGGAGUUUCAGAAGCUGGAUCGCACCUGGUGGCAACAGUACCGCAACCACGUGGCCGCCCUUCACAUCCAGCGGCACUACGACUUUGAGGGCAAGCACGAGCGAAUCCGGUGUCAUGGCCGUGCCUUACGAGAAGCUAAGAAGCAAAAAGCUGUUCAAUCGAUUGCCAAGUACAACCGACAAUUGCAGCAAUUCUGGGAGGCAAAGGGCAAGGACAGACGGAUGACUCUGUACGACGGCUUCCUGCGGGCACUUCAGGUCAAGCACAAUAAUGCGUUGCUUAGGGCAUCCAGGAAAUCCUACUGUCUUCGAUUGCGACGAAAGCUGCGUGAAAAAGACCAGUACAGAACGAAGCGGAUGGCGAUCCUGAAGAAGCGAACGCUGGAGUCAAAGCGGAUCAUGACCAAAGAACGUCACAAAAUGCUGUUCAUAUCGGCUCAACAAGCGGAGGAAGAACGCGAACACCAGUUGGAGAUCUUCCUGCACGAAAACCAGCGCAAUGUUGAGCGGCGAAUGCUCAAGUCGAUGGCCCAACAGGAGCAGUUUGAGCGUCAGCUGACCCAGCGCAAGGCUCGCAACCUGGCAAGCCGGUACAACAAACGAUCCAAAUCUGCCAUGAUCAACGCGAUGCUCAAGGCAUGGAACUCCAUAAGAGUGCGACAGCCUCACCUGAGUCACGGACUUUCGCAAGCUUCCGUUAGGCAUGCGGUUGAUUUUGCCUACAACAUCCACGAAACAAUCAGCCCCACGAUCAGUAGCACCCAGAUCAUCGAUACGGCCAAGCAGUACAUCCACGAUCUGACCACGAUGCCGUCGGAGCAGCUUCCGCUGGACAGACAAACGGUGCGUUACACCGGCAAGGCCCUACUCGAGAUCAUGGACCAAAUCAAAGCCCACACCGUGGACGCAAACUGCCUGUUCAUCGGCCAGAUCGCGGUCAACAUGCGCGAGCGAAUCCUCGCCGAGCAACGCCAACAACGCAUGUCCGUCCUGUGCGGGCCCUGGAGCGUCAAGUGGCGUCGCUCCUCCAUGCAUAGCCCCACCGGAAGUCAUCGCGUUUCAAUCGGCGAAGUCGAAAUCGUCGACGAGUACCAAACCGAACAGGAAACCUUCAAACGUACCCGGAACCGUCCCCCAACCCCGGUCACCUCGGCCACCUCCCUAGUGGAACACUUUGUCGGCUCCUCAGCCGACGACUCCAUCGUAGACCUGACCGAAUCCUCGGAAGAGCUCGUAAUCCCCUCCACAAUAGCGGCCCGCACCGAGCGUCUAAUCUCCGCCGAGGACCACCCGCUGGUCCACCUGACCCAGCGCCAAAAACGCUUCCUCGAGACGAACCUGCUCAAGUACCGAGCCAUCGUCCAGCGGAACGUGGAAACGCGGACGCGGGCCGCCAUCGACGUGCUGCGGUUGGAAAUUGACCGGCAACGGGCGAGGCGACCCAAACGGGGCCGGGAAUGUCUGGCCAAGGAGACGGCCCGCUGUAUCCUGAUGUUUCCCAAGCAGGACGAAAAGUACGCGGAGCUGCUGCUGGAGGCGAUGAACACGCUCUUUUGGGAGGUUUGUGACGAGAUUGAGGCGCGGGAUUGCACCAUGAGGAGGGUUUGAGGGG
Molecule: messenger RNA, 2105 nt
Organism: Culex pipiens pallens (northern house mosquito)
Lineage: Eukaryota; Metazoa; Arthropoda; Insecta; Diptera; Culicidae
Exons: 5
Coding region: 56-2101 (681 amino acids)
Source: RefSeq, a predicted model, not a curated record